This is a messenger RNA of Lemur catta (Ring-tailed lemur), 1636 nucleotides long. RefSeq names its product thioredoxin like 4B (gene TXNL4B). Gene Ontology annotation, cellular component: spliceosomal complex; U5 snRNP; U4/U6 x U5 tri-snRNP complex. Bases 278 to 685 code for a protein of 135 amino acids. Lineage: Eukaryota; Metazoa; Chordata; Mammalia; Primates; Lemuridae. The record is from RefSeq and is a predicted model, not a curated record. Gene Ontology annotation, biological process: mRNA splicing, via spliceosome. The transcript has 4 exons.
UUUGGUUUCCGGUCUGCGCGGGCGCUGACUAGACGAUGUUCUGCUCGUUGGGCUGUUGAGCGGGGGUGUGUGGGAGUUCGUUUUCUGCGCUUGUACCUUUUCCUCUUCCGUGCCUUUCCCGCUAAAUUGUCCAACAAGGAUUGCUAGGCGACAGUUCCUGGGUUACUUUGGAUUAGGGUCGCUGCCUCGCUUGGGGCCGAAGAAAGGAGCCUCCGGCGUCCUGGCUCUUCCGAGAACGGGUGCUCGGGUGCCGGCAGCCCUGCCGUGGACGAGCACAAUGAGCUUCCUGUUGCCCAAGCUGACCAGCAAAAAGGAAGUAGACCAGGUGAUAAAAAGUACUGCAGAGAAGGUGUUGGUUCUCAGGUUUGGGAGAGAUGAAGAUCCUGUCUGUCUGCAGCUAGAUGAUAUUCUUUCUAAGACCUCUUCUGACCUAAGUAAAAUGGCUGCUAUAUACCUGGUAGAUGUGGACCAAACUCCCGUUUAUACACAGUAUUUUGACAUCAGUUAUAUUCCAUCUACUGUCUUUUUCUUCAAUGGGCAGCAUAUGAAAGUGGAUUAUGGGUGGCAUUUACAAAAGAAGCGUUCCUUCCAGCAAACUAGGAUAUGCUUCUCUCUUGCCAAGUUUCCUGUCUUCUACCACUCUGAGAAUUUGAAUUCAUUCUUCAACAAGACCUGUCAAGAAUAAGUGACAAGACAUCUUCUUUAAUGCCUUCUCCUUCAUCCAAUUACUGUCCCAAUACUUACUAUUCAUUAUUGAAUGUAUCCAUCAUUCUUAUCAUUUCUUACUGUGGCUGAGGUGUCUACUUGUCUAGAUCUGUGUACCUUCUUUGUCAUCUAUUUGAAAGUAUGUUCCAUAUUGCCUGUUUUAAAGUGUUUUAAAGCUAUUUAUUCUCCUGGAACACAGUUGAUGUAAGUAUUAAUUUGGUACAACCUUUUUAGAGGGCAGUUUGUAACACAAUGUAUCAAACACUUAAAAGUGUUUAAACUUUUUAACCCAAUAAUUACAUUUCCAGAAAUUUAAUAUGAUGUACAUGCAUGUUUAAUGGCUUCGAAAGAAAUAUAUGUUAGUUGGAAAAAAGCACAUUCCUAAAUGGUUUGUAUGAUAUAAUUUCCAAUAUCGUGAAAAAAGAAAUACAUGUGCACACACACACAUGCACAUGCAUAAGAUUGGGAGGAUAUAUACCAAAAGUGACCUCUGACCUCACUGGUGAUUUUAUGUUUUUCCAAAAAAUUUCUAUAAUAAACAUACCUGAUGUUUGAAAUAUUUUAAUACCUACCAUUCAAAAAUAUAAGCGAGUAGAACUUGGAGACCAUGACUUGUAAGUGGGCUUUGCACUAGCCAAAAACAGCAAUAAAGAAACAAUGCCCACUCCAACACUUGCUAAUGAUUUGAGAAGUGAUUAAAGCAAAUUUUCAAGUAGAAUCUUUUCACAUGACAAGUUUUCAUGCUAGGGGCCCACAGCACUGGUUUUAUAGUCAUAUACCAAGUGGGGCGGGGGAAAUCAAUGGAAAAAUCAAUGUCAGGCUUUAUGUCUAAAGUCUCUUUGACAAGAAGAAAAGUAAGAAAGCUCCUGUUCGUUUUGUUUAUCCUGCAAGUCUUCAGAAAGUAAUUAUUAAAAGUUCUGAGCGCAGUUGU